AUGCCUGAUAAGGACCUUCGACGUCAGGCCCUCGACAAGACCAAAACGGUCUCUCGAAGGGCUCAAGCGAAAGCCUCAUUGUCCAUACCCUCCUCAACCGGUCACAGCCAGCCUGGUUCGGCUCGUGGUUCUCGUGCCGCAUCGCGUGUUGCAAGUCGAAAUGUAUCGGACGACGAAGACGAUAAUAGAAGUGGAUAUCUUAGCGACGAUACUAAUGCCAGUAUCAACUCGAUAGACGCAUUUCUAGAAAGCGACGAAUUUCAAGAAAGCAAUUUGGAGAACCUCAAGUCUGCGCUGAACACUACAAUAGAAGAACUAAUAGAACGAAAAGGAAGCAGCGUACAAGGGCGAGAGGAGGCGCUGGAGCGGUACACGAAGAUCCUUACCAGUCACCACUUUGGCGAUGUACUUUACGGGAGGGUCAACGAUAUCCUGGGUGCUUUAAGUAAGAGUAUCAAGUCCGAAACCUCGUCAAAAGAGGCUGUUCUCGCUCUACGAGCCGUUUCUCUUACUGCCAUCUCCUUUGAAGACCAUACACUGUACGAAACGAUUGCACCACUUCUCAAGCGCACCAUUACAGAUAGUCAAGACAAUCCGACAAAGGCUGCAGCAACACAAAGUCUGGGUAUAUGUCUAUUCUUUGGUGGUGCAGGAGACGAUGAGAUCGCCGAACAAUGCACCUUCCUCCUUGAAGUCGUACAAUCUGACGGGUCUUUCGUGGGUGCAGACGACAACGCCGAAGUGGUCACGGCUGCAUUGCAGACCUACACUUUCCUACUCACUCAACUCGACGAUGUGGAAGCUGAGUCAGAGGAUGCAGUCGAGGCCUUUAUCGAGCAACUGGACAGCGGCAAUGUAAACGUGCAAAUCGCAGCUGGCGAAGCUAUCGCGGUGCUGUUUGAGAAGAGUUAUACACCGAAGGAAGACGACGAGGAUUCUGGAGAGAACGAUGAAGCAGAAGGCGAAUCUAGUGGGGACUCUGACGGUCCUACCACAGGAGACAAGACCUUGGUCAGACGCUACAAUGCCUAUCAUAACCCAGAGGAAGUCGUUGAAAAAGUCUCUGGACUUGCCAAUCUAAGCACAAGAGGCCUGAAUAAACACGAUAAGAGAAAACUUCACCAAGCCUUCGCCAGUAUAGCGAUCACAAUCGAGAACCCUAGACGAGGCCUACAGACCAAUUCAUCCAGUCGAAUGAUCGUGCGGAUUCAUCGAGAGGGUGAGAUCAAAGUUGACAAAUGGUGGAAACUCGUGCGUCUGAAUGCGCUAAGGCGCCUCCUGGCUGGCGGAUUCAUCAAUCAUUACUUUGAGGGAAACGGUCAGGUUCUGAACGCGUUGCCACUCUUGAUCAGGAAUACAGGGCCUGGAGGAACAUUAAGUCCGAGGAGGAGUGCAAGAAGACCCGGAGACAAGUACAAGGAAGUGAGAAGGUUUGUGAGUGCGGAAGUGGGUGACUAA
This is a messenger RNA of Lithohypha guttulata, 1458 nucleotides long. RefSeq lists its product as uncharacterized. NCBI's taxonomy places the organism in Eukaryota, Fungi, Ascomycota, Eurotiomycetes, Chaetothyriales, Trichomeriaceae. The record is from RefSeq and is a predicted model, not a curated record. The coding region runs from base 1 to 1458 and encodes 485 amino acids. The transcript has a single exon.